Messenger RNA from Fulvia fulva, 1146 nucleotides. Its product is annotated as Isocitrate dehydrogenase [NAD] subunit 1, mitochondrial. The record is from RefSeq and is a predicted model, not a curated record. Gene Ontology annotation, biological process: tricarboxylic acid cycle; isocitrate metabolic process. Lineage: Eukaryota; Fungi; Ascomycota; Dothideomycetes; Mycosphaerellales; Mycosphaerellaceae. Gene Ontology annotation, cellular component: mitochondrion. The coding region runs from base 1 to 1146 and encodes 381 amino acids. Gene Ontology annotation, molecular function: NAD binding; magnesium ion binding; isocitrate dehydrogenase (NAD+) activity. The transcript is spliced from 4 exons.
AUGUUCUCAAGGCGGGCCGUCCAGGCCCUGCGCUGCAAUGCCUUCUCCGCCGCCCAGCCGUCGAUCGCCGCGCGCACAUACGCGACGACCGUCUCCUCGGACAUCUUCAAGCCAACCAAGUUCGGUGGCAAGUACACAGUCACCCUGAUUCCAGGUGACGGUAUUGGUGCGGAAGUGUCAGAGUCGGUCAAGACCAUCUUCAAGGCAGACAACGUACCCGUGGAAUGGGAGCAGGUCGAUGUCUCUGGCAUGGAGGACGGCAACAAGCACUCUGAGGAGCUUUUCCGCGAAUCGCUGGCAUCCCUCAAGCGCAACAAGCUCGGUCUGAAGGGCAUCCUGCACACACCAGUAACACGAUCCGGCCACCAGUCCUUCAACGUCGCUCUCCGUCAAGAACUCGACAUCUACGCCUCGAUCGUGCUCAUCAAGAACAUCCCUGGCUACGAAACCCGUCACAAGAACGUCGACCUCUGCAUCAUCCGUGAGAACACCGAGGGAGAGUACUCCGGCCUCGAGCACCAAUCUGUCAACGGCGUCGUCGAGUCGCUCAAGAUCAUUACCCGCGCCAAGUCCGAGCGUAUCGCCAAGUUCGCUUUCUCCUUCGCGCUUGCCAACAACCGCCGCAAGGUUACCUGCAUCCACAAGGCCAACAUCAUGAAGCUGGCCGAUGGCCUCUUCCGCAACACUGUCCGUAAGGUCGGCGAGGAGUACCCAACGAUCGAGACCAACGACAUGAUCGUCGACAACGCAUCCAUGCAGUGUGUCUCCCGCCCACAGCAAUUCGACGUCAUGGUCAUGCCCAACCUGUACGGAGGCAUCCUCUCCAACAUCGGCGCCGGCCUUGUUGGUGGCCCCGGUAUUGUUCCAGGCUGCAACAUGGGCCGUGAAGUCGCCGUUUUCGAACCAGGAUGCCGUCACGUCGGUCUCGAUAUCCAGGGCAAAGAUCAAGCCAACCCAACUGCGCUUAUUCUCUCUGGCAGCAUGAUGUUGAGGCAUCUUGGACUCGACGACCACGCGAACAGGAUCAGCAAGGCUGUUUAUGAUGUGAUUGCAGAGGGCAAGACGAGGACGAGGGAUAUGGGUGGCAGCUCCACUACACAUGAGUUUACGAGGGCUGUGCUUGAUCACAUGGAGGCAUCGGGAUAG